This is a messenger RNA of Sordaria macrospora k-hell, 453 nucleotides long. RefSeq lists its product as uncharacterized. The record is from RefSeq and is a predicted model, not a curated record. NCBI's taxonomy places the organism in Eukaryota, Fungi, Ascomycota, Sordariomycetes, Sordariales, Sordariaceae.
AUGUCGCAAUCUCGACCUCUUCCACCUGAUGGCACUCCAAAGCUAGUAAAACAAACCGACAUUUCUCCCUCACCCUCCACCGUCCGCGACAUCACGGAAGUCAUCCAUCACAAGCCCGUUGGAGACGCAUCGGAACAAGCCCACUCUCUUAUUUACCAGACCGACAGCGACCAUAAGAGCGACUUCUACGUCGAAGCGCGUAACGUCACUUCUCAGGAAAGGCCAGGACGAUGGCACAUUCACAGCUGGAUUUCCGAAAUCGUGGCCAUCAUAGCGUCUGCAGCAAGCGCCAUUGCGAUACCGGUCAUCCUCGGCAUAUACCAUCACAGUCCUGUUCCGAAAUUCCCUUGGGAUCUGUCUAUCAAUGCGAUCGUCUCAGUUAUUUCUACCAUAGCAAAGUCCAGCUUGCUUUAUGCCAUGUCCGCGGCUUUGGGGCAUGACAAAUGGGACUAG